AUGAACCAAAGAAGAACUGAAAGCACGUUGAGCCUAAACAGGCAGUCUGAGCUUCAGGCAGAAUACAAGAACGACCUCAGAGAUGGAAGACGCGUUGACGCAGUAGAGUUGAUUGAAAAAAAGCUAAAGAGAGGCCGAUCUCAACACCUGUCCGAAGAAGAACAAUUAAAGGCGUACAGGCUCGCAUGUUAUAUAUUUGAGGUGAUUUGUUUGCUCUGUAAAAUGUCGUGGAGUUAAAAUAUAAUUUUUUUCAUUUAUACUGUACGAUAUCAGAUUCCAUGGCUAAAGAUUUAUAUUGCACAUAGCCUGUGAAGAUAAAUUCGUUGCCCGUCAUCUUGUACGCGAUCAAUGUACGAACAGUAAUAUUGUAUACGUUAUAGGGAAGGUUUAACCUGAGGGAUGAAAACUCAACAGAUAUUUUUUUUAUCUACCUAUUUCUUUAUAUUUCUUCAUUACUUUUUCUUCUUCUCCUUGUUUUUCUACUUCUCUAUUUUUUUAAUUUAUAUGAAAUACAUGCUCAUUUUUAUAACGCGCUUACCAACUGAAAUUUUCCAGAUCUACAAGAUCUCUUUCUAUGUCUUCACAAGAUUCAUUUACAAGUUUCUUUACUUUCUUUCAGUUAUCUUACGAAUGUGCAGUGGAGGCGAGAAGUGGCUUUUUAUCCUAUUACUCAUCGCUUUUGGACACUUUAGUUACUGAUGCACCUUGUGUCGGUUUAGGGGAUGGUACAUAUAAGGUUUGUGAUUUUUAGUGCUGUAAUGUUUAUCAUUUUAACUAGCUCUUCUUUAUUUGAGUUGUUUUUUGUACAUACUUUUCCAAUCCAUAAUUAUCAAUUUCAUACUACAGUAAUGAGAAGGCGUGCGAAUAAGUUUACUUUUGUUUUGACCUCGUUGGUUUGGCUUGUUUGUUAAUUUGUUUGUUUGUUUGUUUGUGUCGUUGUUCUUUAUUAAAAAAAAAAAAAAAGGACGGCGCAGAAGACGCCUGUGGCAUGGAGUUUAAUUUGUUAUGAUGAACAGGGGAAUCAUAAUUCGUAGGAACGUCGUCAAACAUUUAGAAAGGACUUGAAAAAAAAAAAAAAAAAAAGUAAGGAUGUCCAAUUGUACAUACAGUUCGAAAAGUCAAACUGACAACUUUGAAACUGAGAGUUGUAUUUGUAAUGACAUGAGAUUAAGUAUAUCUGUUUCUAUUCCUAAGCUCCCUGAUGUCCUAAUUGCGAAAAGAUUCGAAAGAUGUUCCACAAGAUUGCAUAAGUGAAGUCAUGGUCCUCGUUAAAGUGGCGGCUCAAAAGGAGAACCUUAAUUUGGAAGGGCUUGUUAAGGCGAGAUAACUUUCAUUGACAAUUUAAGUAUGAAAUAUUGUCUUUGUUUUUAUUUUGUGUGUGUGUGUUUUUGAUCAUUGGUUUUUUUUGGUUAAGUUUUGGAGCUGGGUUCGAAGUAUUAGACUAUAUUGCUUAUAGAUACAGCAUGUUAUACAUUUCGGUCGCAUCCUCCCAUUCAUGGAGGUUACCAAACCGUUUGCUUUUUUUUAUCUAUAAUUAUUGAAUAAUGCAACUUAACAAUGACACAUGUAAUACGUAUUAUUUUAAUCCCUAUAGGUUGUAAAGAGAGAAUUGAAGGCAAAAUGGAAGGAACAUAAAAGAAAGAGGAAAUCCUUCCAAGCUUUGAUAAAAGCCUCAAAAAGGAACUAG
Messenger RNA from Pocillopora meandrina, 1687 nucleotides. The record is from the annotation of a GenBank genome assembly. NCBI's taxonomy places the organism in Eukaryota, Metazoa, Cnidaria, Anthozoa, Scleractinia, Pocilloporidae.